Messenger RNA from Corythoichthys intestinalis (scribbled pipefish), 1905 nucleotides. Its product is annotated as olfactomedin-like. The record is from RefSeq and is a predicted model, not a curated record. Lineage: Eukaryota; Metazoa; Chordata; Actinopteri; Syngnathiformes; Syngnathidae. The coding region runs from base 152 to 1534 and encodes 460 amino acids. The transcript has 5 exons. Gene Ontology annotation, biological process: signal transduction.
UCUCAUUUUUGUUGUGCUGAAUCAGUGGGAAAUAAAAACCAAAUUUGGUCGAGUACAACCAGGUGCACCCAUGAGAUGUGGGAGGAAGUGUUGAACGCUCAUCGUCACAGUUAAUGUCCAAGUUCACGCUUCCAAUAUUUCAGUCGUCAACAUGCUGCUUCUGCUACUCCUGCUGGCAUCAACUGGCAACUGCCAGGUCCAACAUGUGUCGGGUUACAAAAAAAAUGGCUCAUGUGCGUGUGAGGUGAACACCACCGCGUGGUUGUUCCCUGCUAAAACGUAUGAAGCCACACUUCAACAUAUUGAAACCUGUGAGGAUUCCCUUAAAAGGCUACAAGAACAGGUUCAUCUGUCAAAGCAGCGUCUUCCUGACAUCUAUGCAGUGGUCGACAAUAUAACACGACGACUGGAGCCUUUCCAGUACCUACAUUAUAGGGGCGUCUAUUCUGCCUUAGCUCUUCGUCAGUUAGGUGAAGAGCUCAGCAAGCUGGAGACAAACAUUGACAGUCUGUCUUUUCAAGGGAACAACGAUGAAACAACAAAACUCUCAAAAGAGGUCCAAAAACUGAAAAGUGAUGUUGAAAGAAUGCAACGGGCAAACACAGGCAAUAUGAAAAGUGUUAGAGAGAGACUCCGCUACCUGAAAAACAGUGUCGAGUCAUGCCUGUCGAUCCCCAGAGACUUCAAAGGUCAGCAAAUGUAUUGCCUCAAGGGUCUAAUCACCAACGUCAGUGCACCGGUCACAACAAAAAUCAGUCCAUUUGGUAAAAACUAUAUCUCUGGCUCAUGGGGACAACAAGCUAUGAUGGACAGUGACGGUCUAGAAUACAGAUUCUGGAUUCAGCCUUUGCUCCACGGCCACACCUCAGGCAAUAGUCUUCGAGUUUACCAAUCUUAUGCAGAUUUUAUGGCUUCUGCUAACCACAAAGAUUUUAUUAUAGUUCCAUCCCACGUCCACGCUAAUUCUGUAGAAGGCCCUAGUGCUGUCCUGUAUGGAAAAGGUCUGUAUUAUCACUGUUACGGCUCUGCAGAUGUUUGUCGCUAUGAUCUUGACAACAAGGCUGUCGCAAGAGUCACACUUCCCGGAAUCGGAAAGGAAUACAGAAAGUUCCCUUACUGUUACUUUGAGUGCCGGGCCAAUAGUGAUGUGGACGUGGAGGUAGAUGAGACGGGGCUAUGGGCCAUAUAUGCCACAGUAGGUAGCCACGGUAAUAUAGUGGUAAGUAGAUUGUCUUGGGACGAUGAAACCGAAACACUCAAUGUCACACGGACAUGGGAAACGAGGCUGUUUAAGAAGGCAACAACCAAUGCGUUCAUGGUUUGUGGUGUGUUGUAUGCAACUCGCUUUUUGGAUGAUUACAAUGAAGAGGUGUUCUAUGCCUUUGAUACAGAAACAGGCAGAGAGGACAACACGCUUACGGUGCGGCUGCAGAAGAUUGGAAAAGGAGUUGCCAGUCUGGGUUACAAUCCAGUUAACAGGCAGCUCUACAUGUACAACGAUGGGUAUCUUCUAGCUUACAAAACCCACUUCUGAAAUGUUAUGUACUCUAUUAAAAAAAGAAAGUUCCUUUCAAUUGAGAAGUCUCAUUUCAGGACACACAAUUAAUUACUAACACAUGCUUAUGCAGUAAUAAAAUCAUAAUUACAGUAAUUUUUUGAAUGUCGAACAAAUUACCAAGUUAAACAAACUAGGUACAGCAGUUAACAAGUGUACUUUCUUUUUGUAUAAUGAUGUAUUUCUCCACAUCCACAGGUCCCUCCACCCUCAUAAAUGGAGUUUUGUGACAAGUUAUUGAAAUAAUGUUUUUGUUUUUUUCUAAAGAUAUAAAUUUGUGAACUGAUGCACAGCAUUCUGUAUUCCGAUCUCCACAAAUAAAAUCACAAAUGCCAUUUGCUAACAACGUA